Linum tenue is the source of this 2207-nucleotide messenger RNA. The record is from the annotation of a GenBank genome assembly. Lineage: Eukaryota; Viridiplantae; Streptophyta; Magnoliopsida; Malpighiales; Linaceae.
CACAAAAAUAAGAAGAGAAACUGUAGAAAGAAAGCCAUUUUCCCCCCAUUCCCCCUUUCACCUUCUUCCUCUUCUUCUUCACUUUCCCAAAUCUUUUCUCCACUUCUCUCGCAACCCCUCUUUCCCAACUUCGCCAAAGCUUCCAACUUCAUCGCCAACAUCGGAAAAAGAAGCAGCUCGAAAAAAGAAGAGGAAAAGGAGAAUAUACUCUCAGUCUCAGAGGACUUCAUCAUGGGCUGCUGUGCUUCCUCCUUUCUAUCAGAAACCCACCCAGAAAAGGACCAUCUUAACAAGCCCCAAGUCCUCCACCCUCCUCCUCCGUCGGCUGUCAUCGAUUCUCCCGCCGCCGGUGUCGGCGGCGGGGGAGGAGGAGGAGGAGUCCCUUCUUUCUCAGAAUUCUCCUUCUCCGACCUAAAAGCGGCCACCAACAACUUCAGCUCCGACAACAUAGUCUCCGAGAGCGGGGAGAAGGCGCCCAAUCUUGUCUACAAAGGCCGCCUCUCCAACCGGCGGUGGAUCGCCGUGAAGAAGUUUACCAAGAUGGCUUGGCCCGAUCCUAAGCAAUUUGCGGAGGAAGCUUGGGGAGUUGGGAAGUUGAGGCAUAAGAGGCUGGCGAAUUUGAUAGGGUAUUGCUGUGAUGGGGAUGAAAGGCUGCUUGUUGCUGAGUAUAUGCCGAAUGAUACGCUUGCCAAGCACUUGUUCCAUUGGGAAAAUCAAACCAUAGAAUGGGCCAUGCGCUUAAGGGUUGCCCUCUACAUAGCUGAAGCACUAGACUAUUGCAGCACCGAGGGUCGUCCUUUGUACCAUGAUAUGAAUGCAUAUAGGGUACUCUUUGACGAGGAUGGAGAUCCACGUCUUUCAUGUUUUGGCUUGAUGAAAAAUAGUAGGGAUGGGAAGAGUUAUAGUACAAAUCUGGCGUACACCCCUCCUGAAUAUCUAAAGAAUGGAAGGGUUACUCCAGAAAGUGUUACUUACAGUUACGGCACUGUCCUCCUUGAUUUACUCAGUGGAAAGCACAUUCCUCCCAGUCAUGCUCUUGACAUGAUAAGAGGAAGAAACAUAAUUCUCUUGAUGGAUUCUCAUUUGGAAGGGAACUUCUCUACAGAAGAAGCUACCACUGUUGUUGGUCUUGCCUCCCAGUGCUUGCAGUAUGAACCUAGGGAAAGGCCUAACACAAAGGAACUUGUUGCUACACUUUCUCCUCUGCAACCAAAGCCUGAUGCUCCAUCAGACGUGAUGCUUGGAAUACCCAAACAUGAGGAUGCACCUCCGACCCCACAGCGUCCUCGCUCGCCGAUGGGAGAAGCCUGUUCACGAAUGGACCUCACAGCCAUUCACCAGAUAUUGGUAAUGACACACUACAAAGAUGACGAGGGAACAAACGAGCUAUCUUUCCAAGAGUGGACACAACAAAUGAGGGAUAUGCUGGAGUCUAGAAAGAGAGGUGACUUUGCAUUCCGGGACAAAGAUUUCAAAACCGCCAUCAAUUGUUACUCCCAGUUCAUAGAUGUAGGAACUAUUGUUUCGCCCACUGUUUUCGCUAGACGUAGUCUUUGCUAUCUGCUGUGCGAUCAACCGGACGCUGCCCUUCGAGAUGGAAUGCAAGCGCAGUGCGUUUAUCCAGAUUGGCCCACUGCAUUCUACAUUCAGUCCGUUGCUCUGGCCAAGUUGAACAUGCACACCGAUGCAGCCGACAUGCUGAAUGAAGCUGCAUCGCUAGAAGAAAAGAAGCAGAGGGUAGGUGGAAAGGGUUCAUGAGAAGAAUAGGAAAUCUGUUUGUAAGCAAUAAAAAGGGGGAAAAGAUCCAUCUUCAAGUGUGUUGUUGUAAAAUGGUGAGCUGAGGAUUGAAUUUGUUGAUUGAUUAUAAGAGAAAGGAAGCAAGGAAAGAAAGAAAGGGUUUGUAGAAUAGAAUACUUAAUUGGAUGGAUUGGUCUGUAAUUUGGCUCACCCAUUUUGAUGGGGUAGAGAGGAGAGGUUAACUGAGGCAGUUUGUCAAUGUUGUAAUUACAGCUGAAAUCUGCUUUGUAUAUCUCUCUUGUUCAUCUGAUGCUAUUGUAUCAUUCUGGCACUUGACCAUUUGACAAGUAAUUUCAAAUGGAACUUUCCUUGGUAAGCAAGGAAAAGGAUUGACAAUAGGAAUCUUUUGUGGUAGAAAUGUUGAUAGUUGUAAGUUCACAUUUGUUAUGGGUACUCAGAAUCUUUCGGAA